Messenger RNA from Panicum virgatum (switchgrass), 1491 nucleotides. RefSeq lists its product as uncharacterized. The record is from RefSeq and is a predicted model, not a curated record. The coding region runs from base 130 to 1260 and encodes 376 amino acids. NCBI's taxonomy places the organism in Eukaryota, Viridiplantae, Streptophyta, Magnoliopsida, Poales, Poaceae. Gene Ontology annotation, cellular component: Golgi apparatus. The transcript is spliced from 6 exons.
CGCCAAGCCCAAAACCCCGCAUCGCCUCCGCCUAAAAACCCACGUCCACGGCGACGACUUCGAUCCAUUCGACCAUUCCCAGUUCUUGCCACCACCGCCUCCCGUCAACGCCGAAUCCGCCACCUACGCAUGGACCCAGCGCGGGAGCCGCUCGCCGGCGGCCUCCAGCACCGCCCCGCGGCGGCCGCGAGGGCCGGAGGGGGGGCACAGGCGCCGCGCGGGCAGCGCGCCAUCCACCCCGACGUCGACCCGCAGCCGCGGCCGUGGCCCUGGAUGCAGAAGGUGGCUAUCGUCGCCAUCGUGCUGCUCGGGUGCCUCCAGUUCCUGCCGGCCACGCACUUCCGGGACCCCAACGACCCGCACCGCAACUGGAUCCCCAUCCACGGCUCGCGCAACCCGACGGAUUUGUCAAAUGUGGUCGGAAGUGUAGAUAUCUUCUCUUGGAUAAGCUGUCUGGAUCUUCGUACUCUUGCUGUGCUGACAAAUUCCACACUGUCCAGCUCAAGUGAUCCACAGAAUAUAUCUUUCCAUUUCUUAAUACCUGAAGGAGGCAACGAUAAAUUGCCCUACCACAAGUUAAAAGUAGUGCUACCUGAUUCAAAUCUCACAGUUACUAGUCAGAGGCAAAUCAAGGACAAGCUAAAUGUUGCUACCCCAGAAAGAAACUUCCUUUGGUUAUUCCACAAGGAGCUGUCACCCCUCCUUAUUGCAAAAUCUCAGUUGUCCAAAAAGAGAUAUCUUCAUAUCUCUGCAGACUCCAUUGUAAAGGGCAAAAUUGAAGAUCUUGGUCGGAUGGAUUUAGGCACUUAUGCUGUUGCUGCCACUGAAGAUUGCAGCAAGCACUUUGGUGAUAUUGUCAGCAUGGACGUUCUAAGUGCCAUACAAAGAGCAGCUGCAAAAAGUUGGGUGUCUAAAGAGCCUUACGACAAGGAUGCGUGCCUAGUUGACUUUGAUGUGCUCUUGGUAGAGCCUCGCAAGCUGGAGAAGAACCUGGUUGAUUCCAUCAAGUGGUGGUCCGGAGUUGUUAAUGUAGCCAAUCCAAGAGACCACAUUAGGUUGGCAAUUGCUCUUGCCCUCUAUGACAAGUAUCUGAAGCUACCUUUGAUUUGGAAGCGUGCAAAUGCUAAUGCUGACAUUCUCAACUACGAUGGACCGAAAAAAGUUUGCUCUGAUGAUGGUCGUCAGCACGAGCAAUCAAGCUAUGGUGACAACUGGAAGGAAUACCUUCAUCAGAAAUCUGAAGCCAUACUUCACUACUAAAUAAAGAUACUUCAUCCUACACAGUUUUUACAUUGUCGUGAGUGGCAACUGACCAUCUUGAGGCAUAUAAUGCAGGCAUUGUACGAACUUGUAAAGCCCAGAAUAUAAUGCAUAUUGUUCUCCUGCCAUUUAGUCACUUGAUGUUGUAUUGAACUAUUUUUUUCAGAAUAGAUAUCUAGAAGAAUCAUGUUUUUGCAACUGACCCAUUAAGUUCUUGCUAAUGUUGGCUAA